This is a messenger RNA of Tetrahymena thermophila SB210, 1825 nucleotides long. RefSeq names its product transmembrane protein, putative. The transcript has a single exon. Lineage: Eukaryota; Ciliophora; Oligohymenophorea; Hymenostomatida; Tetrahymenidae. The record is from RefSeq and is a predicted model, not a curated record.
AAACAAAUUUUAAAUUAAAAAAAGUAUCAUCUAAAAAAUUAUUAAAAAAAAAACUAAAAAACAAAAAAUUAUAUAGAAAUAUAAGAAAAAAUGGCUCUUUUAGGCAAAAAAUUUAAGAUUAAAUUUACUGCCAACACUCUUAUUGUGCUUUAAUUAUAUACAUUAAUUAUUACUAUCUUUUACUUGAAUGGUUAUCCUGUGCUAGAAAUGAUUUACUGCUUACCAAUUAUAGCUUUCUUAUAGUUGGUUUAAUAUCUCCUCUUUUGGAAUUCACAUAAAAAUUGCUUAAAACCUUUUCUAAUCCUUAAUAUUUGUUUUUUUUUUAUCAGCUUAUGCUUAUUUUUAGGCAUUUUUUUAGGGAUAUUUAAUAAAACAUUAAAGUAUCAUUUUUAAGAAAUUUAAGAGUGUUCAGUCAUUGGUAAGUUUUCUAUAAAUUUUGAAGAGUUUCCAUCUUUAUCUAGUGAAAAAUACUCAAUUCUAUAUAUUGAUUUUUAGAUGGAUGGUCAAAAAUUUUUAGGUUACGGUUGUUUGUCUUCAGAGUCUAAAGAUACUACUCCAACAUCAUAUUAAUAACAUAAUCCACUAACAUUUUUGUAUUAUGGGGAAUAGCAAUGUUUUUAAGGAUAAUGCUCUAUUCCAUAUAAAUUUAGUUAAGUUAAAUUACCUAGCUGGAUGUGUCUUCCAUUCGAUACAUAUUACGAGGAUUUAGUUCAGACUAAAAAUUGUUAUGUGCAUUUUUUUAAUAGUAGUAUUGAAAAAGGUCAACCUAAAGAUUAAGCUUACUUAAAUUCUAAAAAUAGAAUAAAUGUUAGAGAUUUAGAGCAAUUCGCGCUCAUAUCUUUCAAUAAGCUUAAUGCCCCAUUUUCUUAGUAUUUUGCUUUCUUAGUAUUUACUUUUUGUCCUCUUAUAUCCUCAUUAAACGUAUUAUUUAUAGGAUUAAUUGAAUAUUUAGAUUAAUAUAUCAAAGAUAUUACUUAUAAAAAUAAAAAGCUCAAUAAUAUAAACUAAUUUAAAAGAACGAUUAAAGGCAGGGUAUGAUAAUAUCCAUAAAAAACAUAUUAAAAAUUUAUAGAUGGGUUUCAUUAAUUUAAACCAAAAAUGUUUAUAUGAUUUUUACAUUUAGUAUUUAUUAAUUAAGAAAAAGAUUAUUUUCAGUUUAAAAUACAGGAUAAUUUAUUUUUGUUUAAAGUUUAAGCUGCUUUUUAAAAAAUGUUAAAUUUGUGAGAAAGAAAACUAAGUAAAAAUCUUAGAACUAAUAGUAAAAAAUCAAAGAGUCGUGUUUUAUGUAGAAAAAAAGCAAUAAAUGUAGUAAAUAUAUGAAUGAAUUAAGUUGUUUUUUAUCAAAAAUAUCCUUCAAAAUUUAUUUAAUUAUUUAAAAAAUUAUUAAUUUAUUGACUUAUUAAUAACUAAUUGCUUGGUAUUAUUAAAAAGUAAAUGCUUUCAAAAAUACAAUUAAAUAAACAAUAUUUUUAAUUGCAAAAUAGCUUUUAGAAAUAGAUAAAGAACAAAUUGAAAGAAUAUUUUUCAGUGUCUCUAGUGAUAAUGAAGAAGAAAUAGGAUUAGUUUAGAUAAAUUUAAUAUUAUAUUAGAAUCUUGUAUAUGAGAAGUUUCAAACAAUACAUUUAGUUAAUGAUUAGCAUUUUUACGUUUUUAAAAAAUCUAAAUAGAAGAGCAAAACCUAAAAAGUCUUUUUUGGGAUUGAGAAUCAUGAAAAACUUUUGUAAGUUAGUUCCUAAAUUCAGUUCUUGUAUAAUCCUGUAAAUUAUUUUUUUAAAUAACUCUUUAAAUCCUUAAUAAAGAUGGUUUUAGUUUUAAUAAAAUAUAC